This is a messenger RNA of Acanthosepion pharaonis, 654 nucleotides long. The record is from the annotation of a GenBank genome assembly. Lineage: Eukaryota; Metazoa; Mollusca; Cephalopoda; Sepiida; Sepiidae.
AUGGAAGAAGUCAACUGCCCAGACUGUGAGUCUGAUAAUAAUACAGAAGUUUUUGUGACGAAGUUCAAGAAGAUUCAAGAAUCAUUAUGGCCGACAGAAAAAGACAUUAAAGGAGCCGCGUUGGCUAUCUUUCGAAUAAUCAACCUGUACCGGCUGAACAUAACGGAAUUGAUGUUGGGUAACAUCAAAAACUAUACGACCAGCCCAAUGACAACAAAGGAAGUUUUUCAGAUCAGUCACGUGGCCAGCGACGAGAACAUGAUCUAUGACGAGAUUGUUUGGCUGCAAGCUUUGUAUAAAUUGUUCAAAGAAAAUCGAAUCGAGAAGGGUGUGUAUAGUUUGGAGCAUAUCGAUCGAUCCCUGGCCAGCGCGUACAGCAGGUAUGGUAUGCCCUGGGAAUCGCUUAAAUAUAUUCAAGAAUGCCUCGAAACUAAACCGGACAACAAAGGCUGUCUAAGAGAUAAGGUCUAUUACGAGAUGAAAGUGAAAGACAUUCCUGCCACUUCAAGAGAGAAGAAACUCGAAAAAGAAAAUAAAACUGAAGAUAAAAUAAAAUAUGAAGCCUUAUGCCGUGGAGAUAAACUUUUGUCAGAUACCGCCGUUGCCAGACAAAAUGUUUCUUUCGUGCAAUGUCGGUUCCUUACGAAAGACUGA